AUGGGUAUUUUAUCUAUUGUUAUUAUAACUUGUAAAAUUAUUUCAUUAGCGUGUUUACUCGUAUCUGUUUAUGCAUAUCAUUGGUUUCAAAUUGAUAAUUAUUCAGUAAACAAAGAUGUAGUUCAAGAUUUAUGUAUAUCAUAUGGAGCAUUUUGUAAUUUAGAAGAUCACAUGCCAUUACCACGUUUAAUUGUUAUUGCACCUUGUGCAUUUUUAGUUAUUAGUCUUGUAUUAGAAAUUAUUAAUCUUAGUUUAUUAUGUCCAAUAUGGUCACGUGUUCCAACAUUAUUAAAUUGUUUUCUUGAACAAACAAGUAUUGCUUUAUCAUGUGCUGUUACAAUUCAUUGUAUUUGGGUUACUAUUGUUCAUAUUCGUAUAUCAAUGGAAAUGCGAAUAGUUCAUCUUCAUGGGUCAUUUUUUGCUUUUGGCUUGGCUACUAUACUCAUCCCUGUUGAUUGUAUUUGUUCAAUAAUUCGAAUUAUGAAUAAUUGUCAAUAUGACGAAACAAGUGAAACCAACCAUGAAGAACUUGCUAUUCUAACAACUUUAGUAUUUACAUUAUCUACUAUUAUCUUUAUUAUUGUUGGAUUUAUUGUAAUUAAAAGUAAUGCAGAUGAAAAAUUUGAUUGGUCAUUUAGUAUAUUUAUAUUAUCAUCAAUGUUAGGUUUUACUGAUUUAAUAUGUUCAUUAGUACGUGUGGUUUCAUAUUGCCGUGAUAAUUCAUUUCGUUCAACUUUAAUAACAUAUACAUCAAAUGAAAAUCACGGAAUAGUUCAAAUUCAAGCAUAA
Molecule: messenger RNA, 789 nt
Organism: Rotaria sp. Silwood1
Lineage: Eukaryota; Metazoa; Rotifera; Eurotatoria; Philodinida; Philodinidae
Source: the annotation of a GenBank genome assembly